UUAUAAAAUGGAUUUGAGUUCUCCUGAUCUUCUAUUUGAGCAGCCGAUUUGUAUUAAUAAUAAGAAAGUUAGAUGGCUGGAAUUAAAAGAUUCUUAUGGUAGGGCUGAAGGUCUCAUCUUCAAAAAUAUAAAAAUGCAAGUUAAAAAGUACACUUCUUUGUAUGGGCCAGGCGCUCUCAUGUUUAAGUACGGAUUCUCAGAACUCCUUAAAGAAAAGUUGAAGGCAACAUUAGUUUUGGAUGCGGAGCAUUUGUUUUACGAUACUUCCUUGCAGUACGAUCCGUCGCUUCCGAAUAAUCUAAAUUCAAGUCAAGUUGCACCAGUUUUGCUGCCCUCCGCCUUGCGUUCAUCUCAUCGGAUCGUACGUUGCUCGCUUUGUCGGUUAACCACGUGUCCUUCCUGCACGUGUUUUACGACGGAUCAUCUUUAUGUUUGCACCGCUUGCUGCACACGGAAAAGUAAAAAAGAGCUGUUUCCAUUUUUAAUCCAAUCGAAGCAGGAACCUUUGAAAGCAAGUAAAGUUGUAAACGAUUCUCCGCCCUCGCAAGUUAAUAAUAAACGAAAGAAAAAAACUACCAAACCAUUGAAGAAAGCAAAAAUUCACGAAUCUCAUAAAUUUUCUUGGAGGAACUUCGGAAGGGUAAUCGCGUUGGCCAAUACCAGCGUUACCAGACCUUUUGGGGGACGCAAGCUUUGCAUCGCGGUCCCCCGAUGCGUUCAAUGGGGCAAGGGCCGGUUGAUAGCCCUAGGUACGAAAGCAAGAGAUAGUCCUGCUACUUGUGCAAAUUGCGGUCGACCGCACACCGCUAAUUAUCAUGGCUGCAAAUACUAUCCGCGGAAGUCAGUCCGCUAA
Messenger RNA from Zophobas morio, 853 nucleotides. RefSeq lists its product as uncharacterized. The record is from RefSeq and is a predicted model, not a curated record. NCBI's taxonomy places the organism in Eukaryota, Metazoa, Arthropoda, Insecta, Coleoptera, Tenebrionidae. The coding region runs from base 8 to 853 and encodes 281 amino acids. The transcript has 7 exons.